UAUUAUGAUUGUUUAAUUAUUUUAUUAAAUAUAAAUAUGUCAGUGAAUAAUCUGUGUCGCCUUUGUGCACUAAAAUUUCCCUCAGCAUCACUUAAAACUUUACAAGAAUUAAAAAGUGAACAAUUCGAUGCACUUAUCUUACAAUAUCUACAAAUUCAAAUAACGGAGAAUGAUGGCUAUCCAAAUACGGCUUGUAAAUUAUGCUGCAAAACUUUAUACGAUUUUGAUCAAUUUCUUGUCAAAGUUAAAGUGGCUCAACACAAAUUACGCUCAACUUUUGGUACUAAUUCAUCAAUUACGGAUAUAAAAGAAGAAACUCAAACAGAAACCUCAAGUUUAUUUCUUCAAGAGUUUCAAGAAAAAAAUGUUAAAGUUGAGACUAGCGAUUAUGAGAAUAAUUAUGACUCGAUGGAUAUGGAUCACUUUUUAAAUGACUAUACAUUAAAUUUAGAUGAGAAGUCUGAAACUAAAUCGGAUUCAGAAGAAGAUGAAAAAGAAGCAAAAUUGAAAGCGGAAAAUGAAAAAAAUGAAAAACUAAUAAAUAAAAUUAAUCAUUGGAAAUGCUAUAAAUGUAAUAUUCGUGUACAAAAUGCUGAAUGUUUAGAAAAACAUUUUAAACGUGUCCAUGAAACUGAUGUUGAAUACGUGUGCACUGAAUGUAAUGCACUUUUUAAUAAAUUAACAGAAUUUGGAAUACAUUAUAAUGGACAUGGCGUAAUAAGACGGUAUGCGGCAGCCAAAAUUAGAACUGGAAAUCCACAAAAAUUAAAAUAUUCAUGUGAAGUUUGUGGAAAAGGAUUUGCUAAACCAUCAGCUUAUAAAAGUCAUAAAAAUACACAUUUAGGAAUUAAAAGAUUUACGUGUGAAUUCUGUGGUAAGAAGUUUACAUUAAAACGACAUAAAGAAAUUCAUAAGUUAACAGCUUGCUUAAAACCGAACGCAAUCACCAACGACGAUUCACUUAAUUUAAAUAGAAAUUAUUUAGAAACUGUUGAUUCAAAUACUUCAACAGCACAACCAAUAGUAAGUGAGCAGGAAUUGAAAUCGAAAUGGAAAUGUGACACAUGUGGUAACAAAUUUUAUACUGCGUACAUUUUACAAAAUCAUCAAAAGAAUGUUCAUGGUGUAAAGAAUCCAGAACAUAUUUGUACCGUAUGCGAUAUAAUAUUCGACAACAACAAGCAAUAUGAGGAACACUUAAAAACAACACAUGGUAUAGUCAGUAAACGUAAAGCAGGCUCAAUGUGGAAAUGUGAUAAAUGCCCGAAAAAGUUUAAUCAUUUAUCGAAAUAUUUGCGACACACACUUAUUCAUACUGGCGUAAGACGUUUUGGUUGUAAAGAAUGUGGUAAAAAAUUUUAUCUUAAAGAGAAUUUAGUUGGUCAUUCGUUAACUCAUAAAAGAGCUGAAGUUAAUGAACACGAAGUGCAAUGUAAACAGUGCAAUAAAACUUGUAAAAAUCAAUACAUAUUGGAACGACAUUUGAAAACACACAUUCCAAUUAGUGAACGUUACAUACAUAUAUGCGAUAUUUGUAAACGGAAAUUUGUUUCAGCGGAAACUUUAAAAACACACAAAGAACAAUCUCAUAAGUAUGAAGAAACUUUCAUUUGCGAUGAAUGCGGAAAACUUUUUAAAUCUAAAUAUCGUUUAGCUGAACACACGAAUAUUCAUAAAAAUAUAACAUUCAGUUGUGAAAUAUGCUCCAAAGCUUUCAACAGUGUACCCGCGUUAAAAACUCAUAAAUUAACGCAUAUGGAAAAAAGAGUUGAAUGUCCAGUAUGUGGAAUGAAAUUCCGCCGAACUGGUCAAUUAACUCGGCAUUCAACAAUACAUUCGGGUAAACGGCCACAUGAAUGUGCAUAUUGUCAUAAGCAAUUUCGACAAAAAUAUGCCCUCAAGGUACAUAUGCGACAACAUACUGGUGAACGUCCUUAUUCGUGUAUAGAAUGCAAUCAUUUCUUUGCCAAUGAUGGUAAUUUUAUAAAGCAUUUAAAAGGACGUCAUGGUCUGCAGAACGUUUCCAUUGCAAAUCGGCAUCGAUAUCCAUUUGAUAAUUAAAUAAUUGAAACAUUCCUC
Molecule: messenger RNA, 2079 nt
Organism: Chrysoperla carnea
Lineage: Eukaryota; Metazoa; Arthropoda; Insecta; Neuroptera; Chrysopidae
Product: zinc finger protein 708-like
Exons: 10
Coding region: 37-2061 (674 amino acids)
Cellular component (GO): nucleus
Molecular function (GO): zinc ion binding
Source: RefSeq, a predicted model, not a curated record